AUGGGUGAGACAUCAAAAUGGUGGUGGAUUGGUGCAAAUCACAACACAUCAAAUUCCUCGCCUUGGCUUAACUCUACUCUCUCUGAGCUUGAUUCAAAGACAAAGGAAAUGCUGAGCGUGAUUGAUGAGGUUGAAGAUGAAGGAGAUUCCUUGAUGAAACGAGCAAAGAUUAAUUACGAGAAUAAGCCAAAGCUCAUUGAAUUGCUCGAGGAAUUAUACCGUUCACAUCGCUCUUUGGCGCAGAAGCAUGAUCUCUUGAUCAAAACCUCUUCUCUGAAUUCGGACAGCCAUAACUCAUCAUCAUGCGACGAGAUCCGAUCGGAAGUGUGUGAAGAAACAGAGUCGUCUGAUGUUGAAGCUGAAACUGAAAAAGACCAAAUUGUUGAAUUUGACGAUGGUGAUGAGACAAUGAAGGAAGAGUUGGAGAUACUUAGAGAAGAAAACAGAGUUUACAAGGAGAAGAAAGAAGUAGUGACUCGGUUGCUUGCAAAUUUAGUUAGGGUUUGCUUUUGCUUCCAAUUCAAUUGGGAAAUAUUUUCUUAUCACCUUUUGCGUUUUUGUUUACUAUUUUCUCAUGAUCCUAUUGGAGGUUGGGUGAUAUGUACUAAAAGAUUUCGUUACUAUUUUCUCAUAAUGUUUUCGUUUUAG
Arabidopsis thaliana (thale cress) is the source of this 648-nucleotide messenger RNA. It is a transcript of the gene NET3B, whose product is annotated as Kinase interacting (KIP1-like) family protein. Lineage: Eukaryota; Viridiplantae; Streptophyta; Magnoliopsida; Brassicales; Brassicaceae. The transcript is spliced from 2 exons. Bases 1 to 648 code for a protein of 215 amino acids. The record is from RefSeq and is marked reviewed. Gene Ontology annotation, molecular function: actin binding.